Molecule: messenger RNA, 1149 nt
Organism: Uranotaenia lowii
Lineage: Eukaryota; Metazoa; Arthropoda; Insecta; Diptera; Culicidae
Product: protein YIPF6-like
Exons: 5
Coding region: 145-828 (227 amino acids)
Biological process (GO): endoplasmic reticulum to Golgi vesicle-mediated transport
Cellular component (GO): membrane; trans-Golgi network
Source: RefSeq, a predicted model, not a curated record
AUCUGACUGUUGAUGUGUCAAACAUAAAUAAAGGCCUCUACUGUAAAGAACAAAAUUUUGGUUGGCAAAUUUCCGAGGAAAACUAAUGGAAAAUUUGUUGAAUUGAUAGCAAAACUCCUGUUUUAGAGUGAUUACCUGCUAAACAUGUCUUCUAGCGACGCAAAACUGGAGCUUUACGAUGACUACGCUUCGGCAACCGAAUCGAUGGAAGGACAAAUGGCAGUCCCGUCGGCUGCCAACCGGAAUACCACUGACCCUGGGGCGCCCAACUUCAGCACCCUGGACGAACCUAUCAAGGACACAUUUCUCCGGGAUGUCAAAGCAGUUGGAGUAAAGUUCUACCACGUAAUGAUACCGAAGGAGAAAAAUACUCUACUUCGAGAUUGGGACCUCUGGGGUCCGUUGAUUCUGUGCACAUUCAUGGGAACCAUCAUACAGGGUACGGCCAACGAUAAGGGCGACGGAGGGCCGGAGUUCGCCCAGUUUUUCGUGAUCGUUUGGUUCGGUGCCAUGAUCGUAACCUUGAACUCGAAGCUUCUGGGAGGGAAUAUAUCGUUCUUUCAGUCGGUCUGCGUGCUUGGCUAUUGCCUCACACCCUGCGCCGUAGCUCUGAUGGUGUGUAGGAUAAUUCUGGUGGCCGAACAAACGGCUUUCCUGUUUUUCCUGCGGCUGCUCGUUGCUGCUACCGGAUUCGGUUGGGCUACCUAUGCAUCCAUCAUUUUCCUCGGCGACAGUCAGCCCUCGAACCGGAAAGCGUUGGCCGUUUAUCCGAUAUUUUUGUUCUACUUCAUAAUAUCCUGGCUCGUGGUGUCGCACAGUAAUGUGUAAGUGAACCAAAGUUCGAAGAACAAAACAUCAUCGGCAGGUUGUCUGCAGAUUAGGAUCACAUUUUUUUUUUGAAAGAAAAUCAAAGAUCGCGAAAUCCGUUUUAAGUAAAUUAUCUCUUCGACUAGGUACGUGAAUGAUGUGACUGUGACUGUGUAUAUAAUUAGGUAUAGUAAAAUGAAUGAACUGGUAAUUUUCCUAUUUGUUUGUGACUUUUGAUUGCUAGAAUAGCAUCAGAAAAAACGAUAGUCAUAUUCCAUUUUUAUUGUCGGGUAAGCUCUGAUAUAAAAAAUAAAGCGCUGCGCAACUUUUGUUUGCUUGUAA